Messenger RNA from Monosiga brevicollis MX1, 1710 nucleotides. RefSeq lists its product as uncharacterized. Bases 1 to 1710 code for a protein of 569 amino acids. The transcript is spliced from 8 exons. The record is from RefSeq and is a predicted model, not a curated record. Gene Ontology annotation, molecular function: protein binding. NCBI's taxonomy places the organism in Eukaryota, Choanoflagellata, Craspedida, Salpingoecidae.
AUGGCAGGAAAGAAAACGGGUGCGGUGGGGGCUGGGGCGGCUGGCAAUGGGAGGAAAGCGGCGGAAACGACCAAGAAGAGCAAUGCUGCCACUGGUGAUGACGUGCCUGGUCUGAUCUCUGGGAGUCUCGUGCUGCGUCUGGCGGUGCUGGCGGUGCUGGUUGCUGUCUUGAUUCAGCUGUUCUGGAAGCCGACGGAUUCUCCAGUGGCGCCAGCUCCGACGCCAUCGGCUGCUCCAGGCACACCGUCGCCAGCACCCACUGCAGCGCAAAGUCUCCCCACAGCCGCCAUCCCAGACCUCAAAGCCCGAGCCGAGGAAGCCAUGGCAGAUUCGCGUACCACCUGCAAUCAGCUCAUUCGCGCCGCCAAUGCCUAUCUCCAGGUGGAAGACUACGACAAUGCGUUCUCCUGGAUGGACCAGGCGAUUCAGCUGGAGCCAAGCAAUUCAGACUUUGUGGCCGUGCGUGGCGAGUGGGCCCUCAAGGCAGGGCGCGUGGACGAUGCUGUCGAACAGCUGGAGCGAGCGCUUGAAAUCAUCCUGCACCUUGACCCUGGGACAUGGCGCAAAACUCUCUUGCAGGUGGAGCGGGUGCUGAAGCAACUCGUGCACGUUUAUAAGCGAAGCCAUUAUUUGGCCUUUGCGCACGCGGGCCUCGACGUGCUGGCCACCAUGUUUCCCAACAACGAGGCCCUGACCCAGGAGCAUGCCGAGUACAGCUAUGUGAGCAAUGGCUUUGGAUUUUCUGCAGUCCACAAUGCAGCCGCCGCAGGCUUGACUGACCUGUUAUCACAGCUCAUUAAUGCGGGUGCCGUCCUGGCAGCCCGCAACUCACUACAGCAGACCCCACUUCACCUGGCUGUCAUGCGUGGGCAUGCAGAGAUGGUGCACCUGCUCGUGCAGCUAGGACUACCAGUGGCCGGCAAGGACAGCUUUGGCCGCAGCGCAUUAGACAUGGCUUGCCUGCACUACUGGCAUCAAUCUGCUCUUUUACCCUUGCUGCACGAUGGGAGCUGCCCAGACUCGACCAAGCCGUUGCGUGCACCGUACGUGCCGAGCCAUUUCUUGCCAGAUCCCUCUUGUCAGCUUGUCUUCUGGUUGCUGAUUUGGCCUUGCUCAAACGACGUUUGGGCUCGCCGCAGCUUGGUGGAUACGCCUUUGGAGAUGGGUGGAUGGAAAAUCCAUCCCGACCUGGCUGAAGGGGAAGCCCGACACACGUGUGAGAUUGACGUGGUCCAGGAUAUCGAUGCGGAGACAUUUUUGCGGGACUACCUGAGUCUCCAGCGACCCGUUUUGAUUCGCAAUGCGCUCGGCACCCCGGGCUGGGAGCGCGUGCGCAAGCAUUGGCAACGCGAUGCUUUCUUUAAUGUUUUUGGUGACUUGACCUUUCCCAAAGGCGCGAUUCCCUAUGCGGGGCGCUUUGACAAAGAGGAAAACAUUACAUCCAUUCGCGGCUUUAUGGCCGAGAUGGACGAUGUGGCUGAAGCUUUUGCCAAAGGCAUCACGACGCCCGUGCCGCCACAAUAUAUUUUUGCGAGCUUGGCGGGCGAGUCGCCACUGCUUCAAGAUGCAGAAGUACCACGUGCCCUGAACCCAAGCAUUACCGAGAUCGCGUCACGCAACGUCCAAGUACGAGUCUUGAUGUCACGGCUGUGCCCACGUCAUUCGAUUUGUCCGGCGUACUGGCUCAUCAUAGCCGUGACCAUGUAUUAG